AUGCCAGCAACGGCACAGGCUUUCAAUAGGAUAUUGGACGAUCUUGCUCGACGGCAGCUUCUUCUUGAUUUUCAAUUUGGUGCUGCCGGUAGUAGCUACGAAGCAAUUCGAAAUAUUGGUGCCGGAGCAUUUGGGAUAGUUUGCGAAGCGAUUGAAACAAUUACGGGCAAAAAAGUUGCAAUUAAAAAGAUCGGUCAUGCAUCUGCAACUCCAACUUCUGCUAGACGUACAUUACGUGAAAUACGCGUUUUACGUUACAUUACUCAUGAUAACAUCGUUAGCCUCAGGGAUAUUUUUCGAACACCUGGGACUUUAGGUAUAAAUGUUUAUCUUGUAAUGGACUUGAUGGAAGGUAACUUACAUCAUCUUAUUUACUGUGGUGGUCCUAUGGAAGACGAUUUGAUCGCGCAUUUCUUGUAUCAAAUACUACGAGGUCUUAGGCACAUACAUACUGCUGGUAUAGCUCAUAGGGACUUGAAACCAUCAAAUUUACUUGUGAAUAGUGACUGCCAUUUACGUAUUGCUGAUUUUGGCAUGGCAAAAUUAGCAAUGAAAAAUCAAAUUGAAGAAGCAGAAGAGCAUUCAUUCUACAUGACACAACAUAUCACUACACUUCCAUAUAGAGCUCCUGAACUUUUGUUCGUCAUGCCUGAACAUUCAACAGCUGUAGAUUUAUGGGCAGUUGCUUGCAUUUUUGCUGAAAUGAUGAUUCGUCGGGAAUUAUUUCCAGGUCGAAGUGUCAGUGGGCAAAUAAAAAUUAUUGUUACUAUGUUAGGUGCACCUUCUGGAAAGGUUUUGAGUCAAAUUCAAUGCGAACGUACACGACGUUUGAUCGAAAAUUUCGGUGAUCAUCCGGUGCGACCAUGGAGCGAAAUUAUACGCGACAAAGCCAAUUCAUUUGAAACUUUGGAUCUAAUUGCCAAAAUGGCAAAAAUGGAUCCUGAGGAGCGGAUCAAUGUUGAUGAAGCUAUUCAACAUCCAUAUUUCAAAGAAUAUCACCCUAAUCUUAAUAAUGAAAGCGCUUGCCCAUUUAAAGUAAAAAUGGACAUGGCUGCAAUCGAAACACUUUCACAUGAGGGUCUUGUUCAGGCUUUAAUUAAUGAUGUUCGUAGUGCUGAUGAAGCAGAAUUCACAAGUCCUUCAACCGAUGUAGCACUCACAUCAGGAGAUUCAUCUUCAGGAAUAUCAGAGGGAAGUACAUCAGCAAGUGAAGAUUUCCGACAAAUUACAUCCAGUACAGAUGAAAGUAUGGCUGAAUACAGAACCAGUUAG
Thelazia callipaeda (thelaziosis nematode) is the source of this 1272-nucleotide messenger RNA. Lineage: Eukaryota; Metazoa; Nematoda; Chromadorea; Rhabditida; Thelaziidae. The record is from the annotation of a GenBank genome assembly.